Brugia malayi is the source of this 756-nucleotide messenger RNA. RefSeq lists its product as uncharacterized. Bases 1 to 756 code for a protein of 251 amino acids. The transcript is spliced from 4 exons. The record is from RefSeq and is a predicted model, not a curated record. NCBI's taxonomy places the organism in Eukaryota, Metazoa, Nematoda, Chromadorea, Rhabditida, Onchocercidae.
AUGAAAAUGAAGAGGAAUGAUGAUGAUCUGCAAUCAUUGAUGUCAUGCAUGAUGCAUGUUCACUACUACUACUUCUGCUUUUUCUUCUUCUUGUGGUACACUUUUGGUGACACUAUUAAUACCUUUGCAUUUACUACCCUUGACGACUAUUCAUUGAUAUGUAGACCAGGUUAUCGAGUAUCUAAGUUACAGCGAUCUCCAAAAUAUAAUGGAAAAUUGGGCUCAUUAGUAGUACAAUGUGAACUUAUUGAACGAAAUACACAAUUGGUUAAGUGCGGUUCAUUACAAAGUGCACCGCAAUGUUCCGGUAUACUGGAAGGUUGCCCAGGGCAGACGUGGCUUGCAGGCUUCAAUCUUUACCUUAUUGAAAAUCCAGCAAAAGUUAUGCUAUGGGAUCCAAUAUGUUGUACAUCAAAAAACAUAAUUAUUGAUGAGAAUGCUUGUAUAAACGAUCGUAUUAAUCAACCAAAUGAAAAUUUUGAACACGAAAUAGCCAACGACCUAAUCUACAGAGGAUUGCAGUGUUGGCAUCAGUACAAUGAUAACAAUACAUUGUUUGAUAUAAUCUGGAAAAUGGAAAUUUGUCCCUUCAGUUCACCAAUGGGAACAUUACACAAAACGCAAGAUUGUCCGGAAUGCGAAUGUGAUUGUGGUAAAUCACAAUGCCCAGACAGCAGCUAUCCCUCCAAACUGAUUCACAAACAUCCUGAAAGUCAUUCAUGCCAAUGUCGAUGUGAUUGCAUCACUGUCUGUUAA